Molecule: messenger RNA, 524 nt
Organism: Misgurnus anguillicaudatus (oriental weatherfish)
Lineage: Eukaryota; Metazoa; Chordata; Actinopteri; Cypriniformes; Cobitidae
Product: C-X-C motif chemokine 11-6
Biological process (GO): immune response; chemotaxis; defense response
Cellular component (GO): extracellular region
Molecular function (GO): chemokine activity
Source: RefSeq, a predicted model, not a curated record
AUCUACUCAACACAUUCAUUCAUAAUCUCACUGAUCCACACAUAGCCUACAACAAGCAAAGAAAAGACCAUCAAGAGCAAAAGGACAAUGAAGACUGUUGCAGCUUUUGUUUUUCUGGCCUGUCUGGUGGCUGUAGGAGUGAAUGGGCAGGACAGGUCUUCCAAGGGCAGAUGUUUCUGUGCUGAUAAAGGAGUAAAUAUGGUUUUGGUAAAGAACAUUGAGAAGGUUGAAAUCAUACCUCCAAGUCCAUCUUGUGCAAAACAGGAGAUUAUUGUUACUCUAAAAAAUGGUGCAGGACUGAAAUGCAUGAAUCCAGAGUCUAAAUUCACUAAAAAUAUCCUCAAGUCUCUUGAAAAACGGAGCCAACAGUAGGAGAUUUCAUGCUUCAUAGAUUCAUACACUGACUGAAUAUUGUGAAUAAAGAAAAAUCUGUAUUAACUUAUAUUAAAAUAUUUCUUAAGCUGACUAAUUUAUUCAUGUGGCCAUAAAACAGCCUUUGCUUAUUUGUUUUGGUUCAUAUUUGU